This is a messenger RNA of Poecilia reticulata (guppy), 1437 nucleotides long. NCBI's taxonomy places the organism in Eukaryota, Metazoa, Chordata, Actinopteri, Cyprinodontiformes, Poeciliidae. The record is from RefSeq and is a predicted model, not a curated record.
UUACUGACUGUUUAUUACUAACAGCUCCAUUAGUUGAACAUCCCUGAUAUAACAGAAACAGGAAAUAAAGACGUAGUUUGGUCCGGUCUGGAGAGCAGACAGGAAGUAUCAGACAUUGUUAAAUGAUUUAAUAUCAGCAGAGGGGCUGAUGGGUAACGUAGUUCUCUAGCAGGCUGCUGGCAGAGCAGAACAUCUGGAAACAUCGUUUGCUUUGAAAGUUUCAGGCUGGGAGAGUAAAACUGAUCUAAAUGUUUCCUCUGGUUCACUGGUCACCACUGCUUCCUCCUCUUCCUCCUCCUCUUCCUCGAUGUUUUCUCAGGUCUUAACUUUCUUCCUGACUCUCUUCUUCUUUCAGUCUCUUUCCUCUCAUCUGUUUCUUCUCAUUUCCCCUCGUCAAACUUUUCCUUGUGUCCAUCCCUCCUCUCUCUCUCUCUCUCUCUCUUUCUGCUGACUCUGCAUGUUUUCUGCUCUCUGAUUGGACGGUUCAGGGGUCACGGGUUUGUUUGCAGCAGCCUCUGCUCCCUGAUUGGGCCCCUGCUCUCCUGCAUUCUGAUUGGUUGAUGAGCGGCUUCCUGUCAGCUGCUCCAGAUCUGCUGACUGGCUGUCAGGACCUCUUAUGGCCGUCCAGCCGGCUGCCUGAGGCGCUAUUAAUAGAUGACACCUUGGAGCCCCUCUUCCUCUUUUUCCUCACUGGUGUCCUAGCAACCUUCCUCACCUUCCUCUCAUCUCCUUGUGUCCUUCGUGUCUUGCUCCCUUUUUCUCUCUAUUUAUAUUCUUUCCUCCCUCUGAUGUCUCUUCAUCUCAGUCACAAUCUGCUGGCUCCGCCCACUUCCUGUGGACUCAGUGGACUCCGCCCACUCCCAGUUGAACCAGAAUGUUUUUCCAGAGUUCCUCCUGAAGCUCCUUCCUGAUGAAGGUGAUGACCUUUGACCUCCUCUCCCCCUCAGGCACAUGAAGAUCCAUGACAAAGACCCGGCCAGCGGCCUAGUGCCCCUCAGCAGCCCCCCGUCCCCCACCAAGCGCCGCCGUCCCUCCGUGAAGCGGCGCCACGGCCUGGAGGACGACCCCGGAGACGAGCCGCCCGCCAAGAAGGUGACGGAGGAGGCGGGGGCGGACGAGUCGGCGGUGCUGGCUGGGGCGGAGGAGGAGCUGCUGCCGUGUCCCAUCUGCUUCAAGACCUGCAGCUCCAGACUGGACCUGGACGCCCACAUGGACACGCACCCGGACACUCUGCUGAGGUAGGGACGCACCAGUUAUCCCAGUUACCCCCAGUACCACCCAGUUACCACCCAGUUACCCCCAUUAUGACCCAGUUUCCUCCCAUUACCACCCAGUUACCUCCCAGUACCACCCAGUUACCCCCAUUAUGACCCAGUUACCUCCCAGUACCACCCAGUUACCUCCCAGUGCCGCCCAGUUACCUCCCAGUACCACCCA